Hydractinia symbiolongicarpus is the source of this 2305-nucleotide messenger RNA. RefSeq lists its product as uncharacterized. Lineage: Eukaryota; Metazoa; Cnidaria; Hydrozoa; Anthoathecata; Hydractiniidae. The coding region runs from base 39 to 731 and encodes 230 amino acids. The transcript is spliced from 3 exons. The record is from RefSeq and is a predicted model, not a curated record.
AUUUAUCGAAGAGUUUUUCUUUUUUUUAAAUAUCUGCCAUGGAAGACUGUUGGGCUGGAAAAAUAAUUUUAACUGCUCAGACUUUAGCCCAAAUAAGAGCGGUGGUGCAGUAUUUCCUUUAUAAAGAUGAUCGUUGGUGGUUGCGUUCAUGUUGUAGCAUCCACUCAUGUCGAGCAAUAAUGGAAAGACGAAAAUAUCGGAUCAAAGUCCCGACAGGAAUUAAGUCCAGACAUAGCCGAGUAAAGUCAUUCUUAAAUUUCAAGAAUCUAACCAAUGGAAUCGUUACGCUGUACUGGGUUGAUUUCGAUGGAAACGCUAAAACAUUUGCGAAGCUGAAUCCGAUGAACAGAUGCGAUAUCGGAUUUCUUGUCGAAACUUAUCGAAGUCACCCGUGGAUUGCAACGAGAAAUGGAAGGGUACAAGUUCUCCUCAAUGGAAAAAGAUACUUUUUCCCACCAUCGAUGAACGAGUGGUCGAAAACUGUUAAUGGCCAUUUGAACAAUAAAUGGAAUUUGUCGUCACAAAGAGAUCAUACGGAAGCAUCUACGAACAGUGAACAGAAUUACAAAGAGGUGCUGAUAACAAAUGCAGGAUGUAUGUCGUUAGAACAACUAAGCUUGUUGCGCUGCUGCGAAAUUUAUCAAACGGAUGAAAAAAUUGGAGAGUUAGAGAUUUCAAAAUAUUUGAAGUCGAAGAUGAACGCAACAAAAACGAAGUAUUUUUUAACGUGACCGAAUUUAUAGUAAGUUUGAGAGGUAUGGUAUACGCUAUUGCGAGGGAAGGAGGGAGAUAUAAACUUAUGCAUAGGAUAAAUUCUUAGAAUAUACAUUUUAAAAACAAUAUCAGAGCUUGUAAUGUAUUGUAUCUAAAAAGACAUGAACUCCAUCAUUGUUUUGAAUAUACCUGAUUUGUACAAAUUUUCGCGCCUUUAAAUUUUCACGUCACAAACAAAGUAGUUUUUUUAAAAGAUAAAAAAUUGUCUAAAUUUUAUCAGUCAAAGUGUCGAAAUUUUGAGAGGGUAAUAGAAAAUUUAGGCUGACGAAGAUUUGGCCUGGUGAAUAUUAUUGUACAAAGCCAAAGUGCAUUAAUUAUAUAGUUUAUUUUGUUCAAUGAGCAAUAAGUUUCUGGCAAUGGUGGUAUGUCUGUAAAUCCAAGUAUAACGCUUUUUUGCCAUUCUAAAAAUUUGGCCCUAAAAUGACGAUAAUUUGGGUCGACAAAGUUUUUGAGCCAAUAAGUUAGAAAUUCAAAAAAAUAAUUUUUCCGUCAAUUACGAUUUAUUCAUUUUCGGGCUUGUCCCUGUUUGCAAUUACUACACUUUUUUAUAAACAAUUGAUUUUUGACACGCCUCAAAAAAUGUUUAGCUAUUGCUUAGUUGGGGAUAGCUAAUUCUUUUUCUCAAAGUAUUUCAAAUGAGUCAAAAAACGACUCAGAAAAUUUAAAAUUUGCAAAAUAUCCAUUCAAAGUUUCACUGAAAGUUGAAGUUGCAAGAGUUUUUAUUCUGACAAACUAUACUUAGAACUUAAAUUCACACUAUGGAAAUUGUUUAUAAAAAAAAUAGUGUAAUUGUAUUCACUUUCGGGCCUGAUUCAGAUUUUUGUGCAAAUCCAAAAAAUUCCUACCUUAAGGUAUUUUCAUUAAAAUUUUAGACAACGCUCCUAGCAAACCGAGUACAUAUCUUACUGGAUAAGUAACUAGAUGUAUAAAUUUGAGAUAUCUUUGUAAAUAUAUUAUUUCUUGUUAAAUAUUAAUAUUCUUGUUGUAAAGAUAAGUUAAAUAUUAAACAGGAAAUCACUAUUCUUUUUGUGUGGUUUUUUUAUUCGGUAAAUCUUUAAACAUUUCAAUCCUCUUUUUUUCGACGGCACAUCAAUUAUAGCGAAAAGAAUUCAACAGAUGGAGAGCUGCAAUUAACGAUCAACAAUUUGGAUCUACCCCCUUUUUUGGACAGCUUGUGUACAAAAUAGCACAAAUUUGUUGAUUAAUACAUCAAGUAGUUUGCCAUAUAUUUUGUAGGGACAGCUGUAUCGAUUGUAAAAGAAAUCGUACACCAAAAAACUGAUUUUUCUACUUUCGGAUCAGUUCUAAAAAUGUAUUCUUGCUGUAAAACAAUAAUUUUACAAAUUUUAUUAAUAGAUUGUGUUUUUUUAAUAUUUCAUUUAUUUAUUUCUAUAUUUAUUUGUAUUAUUUACUGGUUUGAUUUCAUUCUAUCAUUUUUUUUGCGGCAUAAGUGUUGCCGAAAUGUUUGGUGAAAACCAUAGAUCGAUAUAAAGAAAUUAGCACAGAAAAUAAAUUAGCUGCAUUAGCUAGA